Molecule: messenger RNA, 1694 nt
Organism: Saccostrea echinata
Lineage: Eukaryota; Metazoa; Mollusca; Bivalvia; Ostreida; Ostreidae
Product: chromatin modification-related protein MEAF6-like
Exons: 8
Coding region: 25-597 (190 amino acids)
Cellular component (GO): NuA4 histone acetyltransferase complex
Source: RefSeq, a predicted model, not a curated record
AAAAACUAAAAGUUGUGUUAACCAAUGAAAGAACAGUUCACAUUUCUGGUGAAAAUGAGUACCCAGAAGUCGUCGAUGAUAAACACAAGAGAAGAACUGAAUGAAUUAGUACGAAGAAGGACCGAAAUAGCGGAUACCCUUGCCAAUCUUGAAAGACAGAUUUAUGCUUUUGAAGGGAGCUAUUUAGAAGAUACCCAACUCUAUGGAAACAUCAUCAGGGGAUGGGAUAGAUAUUUAGCAAAUACAAACCUCUUUUCUAGGAAUACAAACAGUAAGGCAGACAAACGGAACAGAAAAUUCAAGGAGGCAGAUCGUCUCUUCUCCAAAUCUUCAGUCACAUCAGCUGCUGCUGUCAGUGGUAUAGUAGAUACAUUUGACAAAAACCGUGACCGAGACUGCCCGUCCAGUCCAGACUCGCAGAACAAUCAGAACAGUGCCAACACUCCACAGACAAAUGGACAGUCGGACAGCAACGAGUCCAGUCACAACCACUCAGGAAAGCUCCAUAAAGGGGGUGGAGUUAUACGGCACAAGAAAAAUAAAAACAAAAAUAAACACAGAGUUGAAGUGAAACUGAAAAGAGGAAAAGAUAAAUAAGAGUGGAAAACACCUGAAAAGGUGUCAGGAGAAUAAAGACAAUGUAGUGGUCAUGUUAUAUAUAGUCCAGUAUUUAAACAACAUCUCAUUCAUCACAACCUGGGGAUUCUGAUGAGGAACUUAUCCUUUCUGUUGGAGAGGCACUCUUCAGGUUUCAGUGUAUGAAUUCCAGCAACAUUUCCAUCAAUAAAGAACUGCAGAAAUUAUUUUGUUCAUUCUUAGGUAGAAAAAGACUGAAUGAAACAUGUAUGAGGAAGAAAUAAAAUAAAGGAACAAAAUAUAUUUGUAACCACAUAAUGGGUAAGCUCAGCAUAAAGACACUUUAUGGGUUAUUGACAUUGAUCUAAUAGUAAGAACAUUUUUUGUCAUGUAAUGAUCUAAGAUCAUAUUCUGAUCUGUGAAAAGAUCUUUCAUGUUGAUUCAAGUUUGUUAUUUAAUAGGAAUCUCUAAGGAUGAGAUUAAAUCAUGCAGUUAUUUAAUAAGUACAUGUUUUUUUGUACAUCAUUGUCUUACUGCAUUGAGAUCUUUUUAUCAUGACCAUAGUAGUAUUUCUUUGAUCAAGCUUUAUGUAAUAUUUCCCAAGUUCUGUGAUGUAUUUUUGUCUCCUUGUUUUUGCUGAUUAACCUUCAAGAUAAUGAUCAUGUUUAUUUCAACUGUUCAGUAAAAUUCAUGAAUAACAAUUUAGGGGACAUCUUUUGAUUUGUGCUUAAAUUUUUUUUACAGGUAAUUGUAUACUGUGCAAUCACUAAUUUUAGUGUGGUUAAUUUUCGUUGUUUUUUGUUGUAUAAAAAGACUCAGCAAAUUCAUGUCCUACAUGAAAUGUAAAAUUUCAAAUGCAUCUUUACAAUAAUGAAAUCAAAUCAUUACAGACAGACCUUUUUUCCCUCAAACAAUGAAAAUUAAACCCCAUGAAAAUAUAUAAUUUUACAUAAUUCAAUUGGUUUGACAUGCAAACACAAUGUAUCAAAGUAGUCUUUUUUUUUCAUUUUUUUAAUUACAAAAUGAUGCUUGGAUGCAUGCGACAUUGACCAAAUCUGUAAUGUACAUUUCAGAAGCUGUUGUAAAAAUCUUUAUAAUAAAUUAUUUUUGAAAGUGAA